AAGAGAAUAGAUAUAAUUGGUGAACAUAUUGUUAAUUCAUUCAAUUCAAAGUCAACAACAACUAGUGGUAUUCCAGUAAACAUGUCAACGACGUCAAACUCUGAUGAUAAUGAACCAAUAUUGUUGCAAUCACACGAGGGAUCGACAACAGUGAUCACACUAAACAGAAAGAAACAAUUGAAUGUACUAAACACAGACAUCUUUGUUGGUCUCAACAAACUCUUGCUCAACUUUGCCAAGAAUACCAAUGCCCACCUCCUAAUCCUCAAGGGCAGUGGAAACAAGGCAUAUUGUGCAGGUGGAGAUAUCAAAGAGCUCACAUCACAGACUCGCAAGCUUGGAUACUCAUUCCCCAAGUACUUCUUCACACAUGAAUAUAACAUGGACUAUACUGCUGCCACUUUGAGCAAGCCAAGGAUCGUCAUUUGGGAUGGCAUUGCAAUGGGCGGUGGAUUGGGAGUAUCGAUACACUCAACCUUCAGGAUAGUCACUGAGAGGACAAUCUGGGCGAUGCCAGAAGUUUCCAUUGGAUUGUUCCCAGAUGUUGGUGGAUCAUACUUCUUGGCCAGAUUGCCAGACUCACUUGGAAACUAUUUGGGUCUCACUGGAAAGUCGAUAUCCGGUGCUGAUUGUCUUAAGUUUGGCAUUGCUACACAUUAUGUACAUUCAUCCAAACUUGUAGAGUUGGAGAAUAAGUUGAUAUCAUCAGUCAAUUGUCAGGACUUUAAUAGAAUCGAAUCGAUCAUUAAUGAGUAUGCCUCAGUGCCAACUGAGCCAUCCAAACUAUAUAACGAUUGGCCACUCAUUCAACAAUGUUUUGCCAACAAAUACAACAAUGUAAAUGAGAUCCUGGACUCUCUAAAGGCCUCCAACACCAAAUGGGGAGCAGAUCUCAUCAAGCUCAUUCGUCUCAAGUCUCCAACAAGUGUCAAGAUUGCAUUUAGACAAGUCAAGGAAGGAGUGAACAAGACAUUGGAGGAGGUGUUUACGAUGGAGUAUAGGAUUGCUAUACGUUGUUUGGAGUCGCCAGACUUCUUUGAAGGUGUUAGAGCAGUUGUUGUGGAUAAGGAUCAAAAGCCAAAGUGGAAUCCAGCAACAUUGGAAGAGGUCACCGAUGAACAGGUGGAGCGAUACUUCUCCGCCAUGCCAGUGGGUCAAGAACUCCAACUUGGCAGUCCAUUCAAUGUCACUGGCCUUCAC
This is a messenger RNA of Acytostelium subglobosum LB1, 1200 nucleotides long. RefSeq lists its product as hypothetical. Gene Ontology annotation, molecular function: 3-hydroxyisobutyryl-CoA hydrolase activity. Gene Ontology annotation, biological process: L-valine catabolic process. The transcript is spliced from 6 exons. Gene Ontology annotation, cellular component: mitochondrion. The annotation marks the transcript as partial. NCBI's taxonomy places the organism in Eukaryota, Evosea, Eumycetozoa, Acytosteliales, Acytosteliaceae. The record is from RefSeq and is a predicted model, not a curated record.